Molecule: messenger RNA, 1290 nt
Organism: Theobroma cacao (cacao)
Lineage: Eukaryota; Viridiplantae; Streptophyta; Magnoliopsida; Malvales; Malvaceae
Product: peroxisome biogenesis protein 19-2-like
Biological process (GO): protein import into peroxisome membrane
Cellular component (GO): peroxisomal membrane; peroxisome
Source: RefSeq, a predicted model, not a curated record
ACUCCAGCCUUUCGUUUGUCAACACUAGUCAAUUCCUCUUCAAGCAAUCUGAACCGUAGGAUCUUGAUUCCGACCCCAAACCCAUUUCGGUUGCACAGCCUGAGAGCUCUUCCAUUUCAGCUCAACCCAAAUUCCCUCAAAAAAAAAAUCGAUACUUUGACGUUACCUAUAUAUAGAGAAACAGAGGAUUAGAAGUUUCCUACAGCAAAAAUGGCAGACCACUCUGAUGAUUUAGACCAACUUCUUGAUAGUGCUUUGGAUGAUUUCCAGAAUCUCAACCUUACUCCUCCUUCUCAAAGGGGAGGAGGAGGAGAUGGUGAAGAAAAGAAGCCAGAAUCUGGUUCUUUACCAAGUGGGGUUCAAGGGUUAGGAAUGGGAUUACCUGACUUGAAGAGCAAGAAAAAGGGAAAGCAAAAGGUUUUAAGGGAAUCCCAUGUCACAGAGGCUCUUGAUAAACUCAGAGAACAGACCAGAGAGACUGUAAAAGGAUUGGAAUCAAUGUCGAAACCUGGCGGAGAUGAUCUUGGUAAGGAUGCAAUGAUGGAGGAUUGGGUCAAGCAGUUUGAGGAGCUUGCUGGGUCUCAGGACAUGGAAUCCAUUGUGGAGACUAUGAUGCAACAACUUUUGUCUAAGGAGAUUCUUCAUGAACCCAUGAAGGAAAUUGGAGAAAGAUACCCACAGUGGUUAGAAGAGCAUAAAGCCAGUUUGAGCAAAGAAGAAUAUGAACGUUACUCUCACCAACAUGAACUGAUUAAGGAGCUUAAUGGAGUCUAUGAAAAUGAGCCUAAUAACUUCACCAGGAUUGUUGACCUCAUGCAAAAAAUGCAAGAAUGUGGUCAGCCACCAAAUGAUAUUGUGCAAGAGCUUGCUCCUGAAUUUGAUUUACCUAAUCUUGGCCAGCUAUCCCCAGAGAUGCUAGAGUCACAGCAAAACUGUUGUAUAAUGUGAGGCAAUAUCCUGUUGCAGACUUGGUGUCCUUCUAUUCAAUAGAUAUUCUUUUAAUACAUUGCUGGGAAAUAAAGUAGCUUCCUUGAACUUUUAAGUUAUUUGAUCCUCAAAGAAAUUACAUGCUCAAUAUUUUGAGCCUAGUUUUCAUAUUAAGCUUGUUUAUGAUUAUGGGGAAAGGGUUUAUGAGUUAUGACCAAGGUUUGGUGUGCGACUUGCUUGGUGAUUCUUUGAAAAAUAUUGGUUUACAUUCAAAGGGUUACCUCAAAAGCACCGCAUGUAUAAAUACAAUCAUCCUUUGAGUAAUGUUCUCUUCCCCUCCCCCUUUCUUUUUCUCUUACUUUA